Molecule: messenger RNA, 2697 nt
Organism: Lathyrus oleraceus (garden pea)
Lineage: Eukaryota; Viridiplantae; Streptophyta; Magnoliopsida; Fabales; Fabaceae
Product: YTH domain-containing protein ECT4
Exons: 9
Coding region: 492-2279 (595 amino acids)
Biological process (GO): mRNA destabilization
Cellular component (GO): cytoplasm
Molecular function (GO): mRNA binding
Source: RefSeq, a predicted model, not a curated record
CUUUCUUCCUUCUUCCUUUUUCUCUUCACUUUCUCUCUCCUCUGUGUAUUCUCUCUCUUCCAUUCAUUCAACAGCAUCCCUUUAUAUAGACUCUCUAUUCAAAACCAUAUCUAUCAUCAACCAGAAAAAGAUUAUCUUUUUAAGGAUAUUCACACUCUGUUCUUUUUUCCAUCUCUCAUUUUUUACACCGAAUCCCUAUUUUUUAGCGAUUUUGUUUCCACAACCCAGAAAUCUAGACACCACAAACAGCAAAAAUAAUUCAUACCCAGAUUUUUUCUCUCUUAAAUAUUUUGUGGGGUUUAUCUGUUUUUUGAUUUUUUUUUCGCUUUAACCUUUCAAAUUUUCAUUUUUCACCUUUUUAGUUGAAGAGGCAAAAGAAGUUGAAGAGACACAAAAAAAGCUUGUGUGGAGGAUCUGUGUUUUUUUUCUGUUGUUGUAUCUAGUGGAUUGUAUUAAGGGGUUUUGAGAUUUUUUUUUUUUGUUCAAGUUGUAUGCUGAGAACUUCUGGAUUAAGUGCUUCUUCCAUGGCUGAAUCAAAAAAAUCUGCGGAUGAAAUGAAUAAGAAGAAGCUCCAUGGUGACUCUUCAACUUCUGAGCAUAAUAAUUCCAACAUGGUUUCUUCAAAGGGUGGUGGAAGUUCACCAUCUGAUGCAAGAUCAUGUGUAUCAUCAAUAGGAGAUGCUUCUGGUAGUGUUAAAGAAGGGGAGUUGGAUCAUGAAUAUCAAUCUAUGGAUCCGAAUGUUCCGUAUUAUGGAUACUAUUAUCCAGGUUAUGGUGGUUUCUACGGAGAGCCAGAAAAUCAAGGAUAUUACGUUGGUGCCGAAGCCGUCGAUUUUCAGUAUCCGGUCAUGCAAGCGGAUAAUGGAUCUUAUGUCUAUCUCAUGCCAGGAUUUCAGACUGGCUACCCUUCAUACUUUCCUGUGAAUACCGCCGGUGUCGAUGGUCAAUAUCAUGUCUACCCUCCCGGUUCCGUCUAUCAACAACCAUGUGGAUCCCCUGGAUAUUAUCCAGCUUCUCUACCUUACGCCGAGUUUUUUCCAUCAACAUACUCUUGGGAUUCAUCGUUAACGUCACAAGAUGUAUCACAAAGGAAUCAUUACAAUAAUUCGGCCAGUAAACCGAGUGGUAGGUCUAAUUUUUCUUCCGGUAGUGGUGUGGUGUCAAAGUCUAUGCCUUCAUCUAACGUGAGCAACUCGUCCGAAGUGAAGGGUUCGCCGCCAUUAUUAGAGGUCUCUUCAACUCAUGUUAAGCGUAACCAGCCAAAACAAGCAAACAAGGUAUCCGUUUCUGGUCCAGUUCUUCAUUCAGAUGCAACGACGAAAGGAUCUUUUCCUGUUACGAAGCUUUCUACGUAUAAUCAAGGAAAGAGUGGAUUCACCUAUCAAAACACCUUGCUUAAUGUGAAAGCAAAUACGAAGGGAUGGGUUAGUACUGAAAAACUGAAACUGAGAAACAAGGUUAACGAUUCACUUAGUGAACAGAAUCAGGGUCCUAGAACUUCUGUUCCAAAAGGUGCUUCAAAUUUGGGAGAUAAUUCUGCACGAACGGUAACGGUAACAGUCGAUGAGAGUAAAGACGGGGACGGCAAAAUCAGGACAGAUCAGUAUAACCUUCCUGAUUUUCCAACCAAAUACGAUCGUGCACUUUUCUUUGUCAUCAAAUCGUACAGCGAGGAUGAUGUUCAUAAGAGCAUCAAGUACGACGUAUGGGCGAGUACUCCUAAUGGGAAUAAGAGGCUCGACAAUGCAUUUCAGGAUGCACAGAAUAGAAUGGAAGAGAAAGGAAGCAAGUGUCCUGUAUUCCUUUUCUUCUCGGUCAACGCUAGUGGUCAAUUUUGUGGAGUAGCCGAGAUGAUCGGGCGCGUCGAUUUCAACAAAAGUAUGGAUUUCUGGCAGCAAGACAAAUGGAAUGGAUAUUUCCCUGUCAAAUGGCACAUUAUAAAGGACAUUCCAAAUCCUCAACUACGACAUAUUAUCCUCGAGAAUAAUGAUCACAAGCCUGUAACAAACAGUAGAGACACACAAGAGGUGCCUUUCCCGCAAGGUAUUGAAAUACUCAGCAUUUUCAAAAACUAUGCAUCAAGAACAUCGAUAUUAGACGAUUUUGAUUUUUACGAAAGCCGUCAGAAGGUGAUGCAGGAGAAGAAAACAAGGCAACCUAUGCAACAUACUGGCAAUACACAGCAUAUAGAUGACUUAACAAGUGCGCUCGGGUCGGUAGACAUAUCAAGUGUAAAGAAGAUGGAAGAUUCUAAGUUGGUUGAGAAAGUUAAUGACUGAAGAGAAUGGAAUCUGAUGCUGUUUCUGUGGACCUCGCCAUGCUGGUGCUAUUCCUGAGCUAUGAAGCAAGAGAUAUCAUGAGUUUGAAGAUGAAGUUCCUAAACAAAAGUUCUUGCUGAUGCUUUUACAAAGGAGAAAAUGAUGGUUGGAUUGAAAAGACUGGAAAAAAAAAAUUAGAAAGAUGAAGUUUUCAAGUUGGAAGGAGUAGGUGAUUUCUGUUACAAGGAAAGGUUUAGUUUUGUUUGUUUUUUGUGCACAUAAAAGGUUCAGAUGGUUCCUUGUUAUUGCCUUAUUGGUAUUAUUUUUCCUUGUAAUUGUAGAAUGAACAUUACUAUAACAGGUGGUUUGAUUAGGACAGGUACCUGUAAUGUGUUGAAAAUGAUAGGUUAUCUAAUGGAUGAUAGAGAAAUUAUUGGAA